This is a messenger RNA of Capronia coronata CBS 617.96, 483 nucleotides long. RefSeq lists its product as uncharacterized. The record is from RefSeq and is a predicted model, not a curated record. Gene Ontology annotation, biological process: RNA polymerase II preinitiation complex assembly; negative regulation of transcription by RNA polymerase II; chromatin remodeling. Gene Ontology annotation, molecular function: general transcription initiation factor activity; protein heterodimerization activity; core promoter sequence-specific DNA binding. Gene Ontology annotation, cellular component: negative cofactor 2 complex. Bases 1 to 483 code for a protein of 160 amino acids. Lineage: Eukaryota; Fungi; Ascomycota; Eurotiomycetes; Chaetothyriales; Herpotrichiellaceae. The transcript has 2 exons.
AUGUCAGACAAAGAUUUCAGUGGCAACGACGACCUGUCCCUGCCCAAGGCGACGGUCCAGAAGAUCAUCUCCGAAAUCCUACCGCAAGUCCCCCACGACGCGAGUGCUGCAGGCAGAGAUGGCGAAAUGACCUUCACCCGCCCGGCGCGUGAUCUGUUGAUCUCGUGCUCCCUGGAGUUUUUGCGCAUGUUGUCUUCCGAGUCCAACGACAUCUCGGAGCGCGAGUCCAAGAAGACGAUCAGCGUCGAGCACGUCGAACAGGCCCUCACGGAUCUGGGCUUCGGCAGCUACAUCGAGGGCUGUCGCGGCGUGGUGGGCGAGUGGCAGGAGGUCCAGAAGAAGCGGGUCGGUCGCGGCGAGAAGAUGCGCAACUUUGGCGGAUUCGAUAAGAUGGGCGAGGAGGAGUUGCGGAAGAUGCAGGAGGCCCUGCUGGGUGAAGCCCGUGGGAGGAUGGAGGGGCAGAACGAACCACAUGGAGAAUGA